AAGCAUUUUUCCAUUAUAAAUUUAAUUUCGGUUUUGUUUCCUUUUCAACUAUGGAUUGUGCGUCAAAACAGCUAUAUGCUUCUCCCCUUCCCUUUUGCCCUUUCGCACGAUAUACCAACAAUGAAGAGGAGUUUCAAUUGAUACAUUUCGGAGAGUCAUCAAUUCAUUCUGACGCCGAGUACGACAAGUCUUCACAACUAUCCUCACCUCACUUCCGUCCAUUAGAUUGGUGCAACAAAAUAGAGGGAAAAUGGUGGUGUGGAGUGUGUCGUGGAAAGGUAGACAUAGAUUAUGGAAGGUAUUCUUGCUUGAAGGGUUGCAGCUAUGGGGUUCAUUCUAAAUGUGCAACACGGAAAGAUGUAUGGGAUGGAAAAGAACUUGAGGAAACACCAGAAGAUGCAUAUGAAGAAGAUGUUAAGUCGUUUAAUGAGAUAAGUGACGGAAUCAUACAACAUUUCAGUCAUCAAAACCAUCAUAUGAGACUUAAUGUGGUGACUGAUAGAACAUUUGACGAGAACAAAUGUUGUCAAGCAUGCACACUUCCUAUAUGUGAUGGUUUUAUUUACAAUUGUAUGCAAUGUGAUUUUGUUCUCCAUCAAGAAUGUGCACAUCUUCCUCGUAAGAAACAACAUGCGAUACAUCCCCAUCCCCUUAGUUUACAAGUGGAUCAUCAAGACGGUUGGUUCACAUGUGAAGUUUGUGAUCGUAGAAGCAAUGGUUUUGGAUACUUGUGUUGUGAAAGCGAAUGUGAUUUCAUGUUAGAUGUGUGUUGCGCUUCUAUAAAUGAGGCAUUGGAUAACCCGCAUCAUCCACACCCGUUGUAUCUUACAUUUAACCCUGAUACUUUGCAAUACUGUUGGAUUUGCCAAAAAUUGGGAGGUAUGCGUCUAAAUUGUGGAGAAUGUACUUUUGUUUUGUGUUUUGGUUGCGCCACCUUGCCAACUAAAUUGAGGUACAAGCAUGAUCCACAUUUUCUUAUAUUUGCUUAUGAUAUAUACGCAAGUGGUAAGCAUGUGUGUGAUGUUUGUGAAAAAGAAGCUGAUUCAAAGAAUGGAAUUUAUACUUGCAAUGAGUGCAACGCCACAUUGCAUAUUCAAUGUUUACUUGGAGUUACAGAGGACAUGUAUAUGAUGCCUAGGGGAGAAUUCAUAUUCCGUGAACUAGAUGUUAACGUUCUUCCCAAUAAUCGUCUUACUCGCAACAUAUGCAGGUGUUGCCACAAUCGUUGUACGAAUAAAGUAGUCUACAAAUUAUCUGAUACAAUAAAAUUAUGCUCUCUAUUCUGUAUAUAUGAAUGGUGGCACAUAAAGUAUUAUUCUACUAUAUGAUUUGGUUUAAAACUUGAACGUAACAUUUAUUUCCCUAUUUUUAGUACGAAUAAAGUUAUUUCUAUUAUGUGAAAUGAACUUAGUGCAGUGGCCAAAGGUAAGUCCUUAAUUCACAAGGCACCAUCAUAUCCGGGAUCGAGUCUCGCUCUCUACGAAUGUAGGGAUUAGGCUAAUGGGCCGGCCUGUUGUGGCCCAAUG
Messenger RNA from Camelina sativa (false flax), 1526 nucleotides. NCBI's taxonomy places the organism in Eukaryota, Viridiplantae, Streptophyta, Magnoliopsida, Brassicales, Brassicaceae. The record is from RefSeq and is a predicted model, not a curated record.